UCUCUCUCUCUGUCUUUCUCUCUCUCUCUCUCCCACUUUCUCUCUCAAGAAUUUGCACAUUCAUAUUGUUAUAAUUGAUCAAAUUGCAGGUGGUGGAAAAAGAGGCGUCUGCCAAUUUUCUGGCCACUUUUGUGGGGCGUUGGUUGGCCAGAAAGACAGUGAGGCGUUGGUCGGAAUUAAACACAUCAACCACUCUUCCUAAAUCUUUCAUUUCCUCCCUCUGCAUGCAUGUCUGCAUGUACCGCAGGUGAGCAGUACGUACGUAGUUUGAAACUGGUAUGGAAUCUUCAAAUGCUGAACUUAAAACAACUACUGUGCCUGUGAAAUCUGCGAAUGAGACUAGUACUACAAAUGUUGAUGAUAUUGAAAACACAGCACUUCACCCCACGGACGGAAAACUAAGCCCAUCUUCCUCUAACAAGAACUCAUCUUCGCCAGACUCCACGUUGCACGACCCGUUCCACCGCGACAACGACAAUGACGACGAUGAUGAUAAGCCCACUUCAAGCACUACAUCCUCACCUGCACACAAGUGUGAACCAUCAGAUCAUGAAACAUCGUGUGUUGCACCAUCCACAAGCAAUGGAACGACGACAGAGGCACCACCAAGCCAAGAGAUGGAGCGUCCUGCUGCACCGUACAGGAUUCCGUCGUCGGUUUUCGCUAGAAAGGAUUCUUCGACGCCAAUGGAAUGGAGUGUGGCAUCUAAUGAUUCUCUGUUCAGCAUUCAUACUGGGAAUAUGAGCUUCACGAAUGACCAAUACUGUUUGCGGUCGGGAGAGCUCGGCGGGGAGGUGUCUACGUCUGAUCAGAUGUUCAGUUACUCAGCUGAGCAGUCUGCCGAUGUCGUCCGUGCGGACAUGAGAAGCCGGGAGUUGGGAAUAGCACAGGCAACCAUGAAGGAGGUAAUACAGGAAAGUGAAGGUCAGAGCUAUGGGGUGCGCGGUUCUCAUCGGUCACAGGAGAGCAACACAAGCGCAAAAUCUUUUGCAUUCUCAGUAAUGACAGGAGAUAAAGAACAUUGUACUUCAACGCGGGCGCCUAGCUCAAUAGGGUCAUGCCAGGAGAUGGGGCAAUCUCAAACGCCACCAGUAACGAAGCUUGAGUCACAACCAUCGACAAAUCCAGAGCCAGAAACACCUACAGCGGCCACGACCACCACGACGGCAACAGAAACGGCAACGACAACGACAACGACAACGACACCACCAGAAACUAAAUCUAACUUGUUUCCUUGCUUCUCGUGUUGCUAGCUCGUUGUGUUAGUAGAGGACUAUGGUCAAAACGUGCUCUCCUGGGAAAAGUUGCUAACAUGAAGUUGAGGAAAUCGAAACAUGAAAUGGAUGCAAGAAAUGCCAAACAUUUUGGAAACAAUUAAUCAAUAGAUGUAGAAAGAUUUGUGGUUCCAUGAAUUAGGAUAUAUAUAUGAUCGAUAAAUCUUGUAUCUUUCUUACCUAUAUAGUAUUAGUUUCUGGCUUCAUAAUUGGCAGCGCAACCUUUUUAUGAUUGAGCAGAUAAAUAUUAGAUGAAAGAUUCUGUAUCCCACUUUCGUUUUGUACGUCACUGUUGAUGCAGGUCGCAAGAUCAUGAUCGGGUCGCUAGAUCUGGACACUCUGAUGUCGGGUCGCAGAACCCUCUUCGAGCUUACUGACAAUGGAUCCUGAGAGCAGAGAACACGUUAGGCUUGCUGGGUGACCCUCAACUAAGGUCCUCCGAUACUUGAGUCAGAAGGAGUGGGGUCGAAUUCGAUCUAAGGAGAGCUAAUAAAGUUGAAAUGUAAUAAAUACACUUACUAUAAAUGUUCAUAUCUACUAGUAUUUAUAGUGUACUAUAUCGUAUAAGACGGUGCCACGUGGCAUCAUCUGAGCAUUCAGGUAUCAGAUGAUCUAACGGCUAUCAAAUCGGGUUUGUCUCUUGGACCGGGUCAGGCGGGUUAGGUCAUGUACAUGCGGAUCCUGCCUCCUCUGGUUAAUUUCUUUAAAAUUGGAGGACAAUUUCGUCCUUUUUCUUUGGCUGAUGUAAUUACCCUCAUCGACUGUCACACCCAUGCACAUGUACUGUGAAUAUGAAAUUGAACCUGGA
Sesamum indicum (sesame) is the source of this 2082-nucleotide messenger RNA. RefSeq lists its product as uncharacterized. The record is from RefSeq and is a predicted model, not a curated record. NCBI's taxonomy places the organism in Eukaryota, Viridiplantae, Streptophyta, Magnoliopsida, Lamiales, Pedaliaceae.